Spathaspora passalidarum NRRL Y-27907 is the source of this 1119-nucleotide messenger RNA. RefSeq names its product chromatin DNA-binding HSP70/DnaK family ATPase. The coding region runs from base 1 to 1119 and encodes 372 amino acids. The record is from RefSeq and is a predicted model, not a curated record. Gene Ontology annotation, cellular component: cytoplasm; EKC/KEOPS complex. Lineage: Eukaryota; Fungi; Ascomycota; Pichiomycetes; Serinales; Debaryomycetaceae. Gene Ontology annotation, biological process: tRNA threonylcarbamoyladenosine modification. The transcript has a single exon.
AUGACAGUCGAUUUGGACAAAUACCUCAAACCAGGAAAGGACCAUUACAUAGCCCUUGGUCUUGAAGGAUCCGCCAAUAAAUUGGGAGUAGGUGUGAUUCGCCACAAUCAAGGCCAGCUCACAUCUUCGAAUCGAGCUGAGGUUCUCUCAAACAUUAGAGAUACAUACAUUGCUCCACCAGGUGAAGGGUUCCUUCCUAGAGACACAGCCAGACAUCAUAGAAAUUGGGUAGUUCGUGUUAUAAAACGUGCGCUCGCCGUAGCAAAGAUUAAAGGGACUGACAUAGAUGUGAUUUGUUUCACCCAAGGACCAGGGAUGGGAAGUCCUUUACAAAGUGUGGUGAUUGCCGCAAGAACAUUGGCACAAUUGUGGAAAAUUCCAUUGAUGGGAGUAAAUCAUUGUGUUGGACAUAUCGAAAUGGGAAGAGAGAUUACCGGAGCUGAUAACCCGGUUGUCUUAUAUGUAAGUGGAGGAAAUACCCAAGUCAUUGCUUAUUCUAAACAACGAUAUCGUAUUUUCGGAGAAACUUUGGAUAUUGCCAUUGGUAAUUGUUUAGACAGGUUUGCCCGUACUUUGAAAAUCCCCAAUGAACCAGCACCUGGUUAUAACAUCGAACAAAUGGCCAAGAAGGGGAAACACCUUGUCAAUUUGCCAUAUACCGUCAAAGGUAUGGAUUUAUCAAUGUCUGGGAUAUUGGCUAAUAUAGAUUCAAUAGCCAAAGACAUGUUUGGUAAACAAAAUAAGCAAUUGAUUGACGAAGAAACCGGGGAACCAAUAACUGCCGAAGAUUUGUGUUUUUCCUUACAAGAAAUUUUGUUUAGUAUGUUGGUGGAAAUUACUGAACGUGCGUUAGCUCAUGUUAAUAGUAAUCAAGUUUUGAUUGUCGGUGGGGUGGGUUCCAAUCAAAGAUUACAAGAAAUGAUGAAGUUGAUGAUUGAAGAUCGUAAGAAUGGCCAGAUUUACGCAACUGAUGAAAGAUUCUGUAUUGACAAUGGUAUUAUGAUUGCUCAUGCAGGAUUAUUAAGCUAUCGUAUGGGACAAGUAACUGAUUUGGAUCAUACUGUAUGUACACAAAGGUUUAGAACCGACGAAGUAUUUGUUGAAUGGAGAGAUGAUUAA